Molecule: messenger RNA, 8458 nt
Organism: Cuculus canorus (common cuckoo)
Lineage: Eukaryota; Metazoa; Chordata; Aves; Cuculiformes; Cuculidae
Gene: ZNF821
Product: zinc finger protein 821
Exons: 9
Coding region: 4033-5271 (412 amino acids)
Biological process (GO): regulation of transcription by RNA polymerase II
Cellular component (GO): nucleus
Molecular function (GO): DNA-binding transcription factor activity, RNA polymerase II-specific; RNA polymerase II cis-regulatory region sequence-specific DNA binding
Source: RefSeq, a predicted model, not a curated record
GGUUCCGCCCGCUUAACGUUCCGCCCGCGGCUCCGCGCCGCCAGCCCCGCCUCCGCCGGGACGGGAGCGGCUGAGGGCGCCGCGCCGGGGCCCGGGCGGAGGCGCCGCCGGUUCUCUGAGGGCCGGAGGCUCGGGCUGAGGCAGAGCGAGGUCCCGGUGGCUGCAGUCUCGGUGGCUGCGGUCCUGCCGGGCGGCCCAGCCCCGGGGCAGAGCCGGGACCCCGGUGAGCGCGGGGACAGGAGACGGGACCCCGCGGCGGCGGAGAGGCCGGCGGGGAUGAGCUCCUCGGGGCGGCCGGGAGCCGCCGGCGGGGGCGGCACCGCGGGGAACAGGUGAGCCCUCUGCCAAGGGGACGAACGCUCUGUGCUCCCAGGCCAGGGAAACAUGUCCCGUCGGAAACAGACCACUCCUAACAAAGUUCACUGAGCCAUCAGGAGCAGCAAGUAGGACCACAAGAAAAUAAAGGGACUGAAAGAUACAAGAAACAUGUCAUGGUGAUGUCUCCACCUUGGGAUGGAAACUCUUGUCUGUCUUAUGAUGAACGCCGCCAAAUCGUUGGGACUUCUCGGUCUACCUAGCCUGCUGUGUAUCUGGAGGGCCCAGAAAUGCCAUGCAGUGCACUGACGAGGAUAAUCGGAGAGAGCAUCAGCUCCAAGAACUGGGUGAGCCAGCAGAAUGAGGAGUCAGGAUGAGACAUAGCAGACACGUUACUGAGACUUCUUCACAGGGACUGAAAUGGUUGGGAGGAGAGGAAUAAAAGGGAGAGCAGUAACCACUACAGCAGUGUGGACAACCCACAAUAGCGAUGGGGCAGGUGGACUAGAUCCACAGUGGUGGAAAGACUUGCAGAUUUCAGGUCCAGGAAAGGAACGCAGAGAAGACCUACAUGAACAGGGACUUUAAAUUACUGUACAAGGGGGGAAUAAAGUGGCUCAUCUCUGAGAGACCUUUCUGUUUAGGAAGGAAGACAGGGGAAUAAUGCAGUUUCUUUUGAUUUUGUUUUGUGGAUUUGGGGAUGGGGGUUGUUUGUUUGUGUGUUUAUUUUCCAGAACACCCGAGAGUUAUCCUGCAUUCAUACAGUUCGAGAAGGGAAGGGCUCAGGAAAAAAAAAACCUUGCUGGCUACAAGCUGAUACAGCACCAGAUUCUAGUGGUCACACCUUCCCCUGUCACACAGUCCCCCAGGGCUGCCCCCCACCUCCACAGCUGCUCACCUGGCAUCCCACUCAUUUACAAGAUUAUGGAGAGGAGAACUGGAAUGCAAAGCAGAGGCAUUUGUAUGAUCUUUCACUGUCCUGCAUCUCUAGCUGUUUGUAAACCAAAUACAGUGACUUGUUUCGGUGUUGUGGUCAGCUUGCAGCCCUUUUUGUAUUUAAUAAAGAAACUUCUGGAGAAGAGUCUGUGAGUUCAAUAUUGAGCACAACUUCACUGAUAGCAGUGAUCCUAAAGCUGUUGCCUGUCUUAUUCCCUUUCCAAAGAAAUGUCAAUGCAUUCAGAGUGGGGUGGAGGCAGGGGUCUCAGUGUCUUUAUGUGAGCAUGAGUGUACAGAAACAAUAUCAAACAUUACCUAUCAAACAUUAAAGCUCCAAAGUUUCAUCAAAGUAGGACUUAGUCCGUCAGUAGAUGAACAGGACACUCUUCCCCAUGUUCUUUUGGAAAGAAUAUUAGUUUCAUAUUCUGUGUAAGCUGACGAUAGCACAUUUGAAAGUGUCUUCCCCAAUACCGCGAUGUCUUUUAGGUACAGGCUAGUGGAGAAUGCAUAAGGUGUCAUCUGCUAACAGCAUUGGUUUGGUAACAGUUUGCAUUUCUGGCUGUAAGCUGAUAGCGCUCUGCACGGCACUGAAUCAAUGCUAACUUGGUUCUGGGUGUGUUGUACAGAAAGGCCACUGCAGACAUGAUUGCUCUCUUAGUUGUUGUGAUUGACACUGGUGUUACUGAGAGGAGGACUUCUCUCCUCAGUCACCUCAUGUAACAAUCGCAGCUUUUAAAACCCGUUAGACUGUCUGCAUCAUGUGUGGAUCAGAGCAGGGACCCUCCUGCCAUUAGACUUUGGGCUGCUGCUUGGUGGCAACGUGAGCCAUCUGGAAGGCGAAAGAGAAGGGAAGAAAGGAAACACAUAACUGCUUCCAUUAGCAGUUGCAGUGGUGUUUGGGAAUCCUGUUUUGUAACACUGUCACAGGUAGCAUGUCUUCCCACCAUAGUUUUACAUCUGUCCUGUGUUCUUCAGGUUUCCUCAUUUUACCAUACUUUCUCCAUCUUGCAAUGCUUUUUUGGUCUUUCGGCUUUUAUCCUCGUGGCUUGUGGAUAUCUGCUUCCUGGAGAGGCACUGUAAGUCUGUAGUGUCUGCUGUUCAUCCCGGCCCCACUCGGCCCCACUGAUGUGAGGUUGUGGUCCAGGCAUAAAAGCAGCAAUCCAGGUUGUGAAAACCGUUUAGUGCUGGAAUGGCUUCUGAGGGAGGUACGUGUGUGAUGGUAAUCACUGUGUCCCCUGCUGCUUCCAGUGACAAACAGAUUUAGAAUGCCUCUCAGCUCCUCUCUCCUUCCCGCAUGGACUGUGUCUUCUCUACAGAAACCUUCCUCAUAUUUCUGAAACGAUGAUAAAUGCCUUGAAAUGCUUUUGCAAACCUCCAUGGGGAUGUUGGGAACUAAAAGUCUUCUUCCACACUCUCCAUGAAACUUCCGAAGGUCUUUGAAAUCUUCCAUAAAUUACUGUUUUUUAAAGCACUGCCGGAAGUUGAGAGGUAAGCAUCAGAAAGGCAGUGCGAGCGUGGCCAUCGGGCAAAGCUGGCUGAAACAGUUUAGCGUGUGGGAAUGUGCCUGUCCUUGUAACACAACUGGUGCCCUCUCAAUGCAUCAAGAAUUCAGUUGCCUGGCUAUACUGAUGCCAGUUGUAGCCCUAUACUAAAAGGUACAAUUCCAUUUCAAAAACUUUUAUGUGAAAAAUGCACUGCAUUUUUCUUACCAGUUUUGCAUUUAUGCUUUGACUGAUUCUUGAGAACUUGCAACUCAGUUGACAAGUUUAACUCAAAAGUUGCCCGCUGGGAAUUCAGCAACAUGUUAUCUGCUGAGAGAGGCAAAUCAUGACUACACCUGGAAUAAAGCCAUUUGUUUGAUUUAAUAUGAAAAUUAAUGGUUGCCUUUUAUUAUUAUUCUUUGGAACAAAAAGUUCUACUUAGCAGAGAUUGCUGUAAGAAGUUUUCUUUCAGAGAAGCAUAAAUAAUUGCCUUCUUUCAGUGUGUUUGCCAUCUCCCAGUGAGUUGAGGUACUUGCAUCAAAGCAGACUGUAAGCUCUCCUGAGCAAGCAUCUGGGUUUCUGGCUUUAUUCCCUUCAUUGUCUGCAUUGAGUAUAUGAAGUAUCACUGGGAUUUAUUUUAGUCAGAGCCACUCCUGGGCAAGGCAGGGGAGUGAAGUAAGUUAUCCAUCAUGUAAGCUGGAGAACACCAACUCCAAGCACAAACACCUUCUUGGUGGGCAGCUUGUCCUCAAUCCUCCCAGGACAGAAGGUGGUGACACAGCAUGCCAAGGACAAGCCCCGGGUUCAUUGUGGGGCAGAUGAGGUGCCAGGCACUCAGGGAGAUGCUAUUAUUGUGCAAGUUGCCUAUUAUAGCAAGAAACAGGAGUUAAGGAUUUAGAAGAGCUGUAGAGCAGUGUGCUUGAUUUGGGAUGCUGUCAUACUCCUCGAGUGGCUUCCCCUCCACCUAGAGCUGUGCUACGGCUCUUUUGGCAGGUAGCUUGGUACCAGAGAAAGCCACCUGGCUACAUACAGCAGAUAUCUCACUUUCUUUUUUUGUGGCCGGAGUAGUAUUUGAAGUGUAUGGAGUGAGCAGCCCGAGGUCAGAUGUUUCCCCUAGUGAGACUGUUCUAGCCACAGGGCCUGGACUCGCAUCGGCAGGCACAAGAGGCUGGUGUUGCAGGGCAGGCAAGCAGAGAGGUUACUUAAAUGCUUUCUGAGAGGUGACUUCAGAGGUUCUGCCCAGUGCAGGUGAGCAGCCCCACACCCGUCGGGUUUUUGGCAAACCUUGGUGGUGAAAGCAAUGGAAUGGCACCAGUCUGACUCUUUGUCCUUGUGGCUGCUAGGGAAGCAAGUCUUUGCAGGGCUGGAGGAGCAAGCCCGCCAAGCCAUGAUGAAAAACAACUUUCCUGGAGCUCUUGGGGACCAAAGGCCAGCCAUUCAUCCGCUGCAAGACCCCGACUCCAGCAGCAGUGGCAGUGAUGACGAGGAAACCACCCAGGAUGAAGUUUCUUCUCAUACGUCUGAGGAGGAUGGCUCAAUGGUGAAAGUGAAGAAAGAAUUAGAGAAUGCAGAACAACCUGUGGCUGGAACUCCACUGAUGAGAGACAAUGAGGUGCCCGAGACUUUGAAUACGAAUCCUAUGCUGGGACUGUCACAGUGCCCCCUCUGCCAGCUGGAGUGUGGCAGCAGAGAGCAGCUCAUUGCUCAUGUAUACCAGCACACUGCAGCUGUGGUGAGCGCCAAGAGCUACAUGUGUCCUGUGUGUGGCAGAGCCCUCAGCUCUCCAGGAUCCCUUGGACGACAUCUCCUGAUCCACUCAGAGGACCAGCUGUCAAACUGUGCGGUGUGUGGAGCACGCUUCACCAGCCACGCCACAUUCAACAGUGAGAAGCUACCAGAGGUGCUCAGUGCGGAUCGUCUGCCGGCACCGCAGAGCGAGGGCUCCUCCAGCGUUGAAAGGAAAGACAUUGCCUUUCACCCUCCCGUGUAUCCUGCAGGCAUCCUCCUUGUGUGCAACAACUGUGCUGCCUACCGCAAGCUGCUGGAGGCCCAGACACCCGGCAUGCGAAAGUGGGCCCUUCGUCGGCAGAAUGAGCCCUUGGAAGUGCGGCUGCAGCGUCUGGAGCGGGAGCGCACGGCCAAGAAGAGCCGGCGGGACAAUGAGACACCUGAAGAGCGGGAAGUGAGGCGCAUGCGGGAUCGAGAAGCUAAGCGCCUGCAGCGCAUGCAAGAAACAGAUGAACAGCGGGCACGGCGGCUGCAGAGAGACCGGGAAGCCAUGCGCCUGAAACGGGCAAACGAGACCCCAGAGAAACGACAGGCACGGCUCAUUCGGGAGCGCGAGGCCAAGAGGCUCAAGCGGCGCCUGGAGAAAAUGGACAUGAUGCUCCGGGCACAGUUUGGCCAGGACCCCUCUGCCAUGGCAGCUUUGGCAGCUGAAAUGAACUUUUUCCAGCUGCCAGUGAACAAUGUGGAGCUGGAAAGCCAGCUGCUGGGCAAAAUGACCUUUGAGGAGCAGAGCAACAGUGCGCUGCAUUAAGCUACAGCCAAGAAUUGUGCCGCCUUUGCUGUGCUAGCAGGCUUCCACACUCGGGAGGCUGCUGUGGGUCCCUGGCUGACUCUCCCUGACAGAUGGUUCUGGUUUUCUCCUCAACACAGGAGAAUGGAGCUGAGAGAUGUCUGCCAAAGUAGCCUGGUGGGAGCAGACUCUGAGGACACAGUCUGCUCUGGGGGCCAAGUCAGAGCCUGUGAACAGAGGGAAAAUAAAUUAAUGCUCACAUUUAUUUAGUCCCCUUCUUUACCUUUUAUGCUUCGUCCUGUUCUUGGACCCUUGCCCCAUAGACGGGUUUGGGCUGCUGCAGUUCUGCUGUAGGUGAAAGCCUACCUCACUAAAAAGGGAUCUUGUUUACUGCAGCUUGAAUUAUGGAGCUGAGGAUUUUGACAGUCCACAACUCCUCCAGGAGCAGAUCCCUCACAGUUUGUGCCCAUAAAAAGGAAGCAAAGGAGGAUGUCAUCUCCGUGGAAAUGGCUGUGCACACCCUUUCUCUUAACACUAUGUGCUAAAUUGCAGUAGCAUCCAUGGAAAAGCUAAGAUGAAACAGAGUUCCUGUUUCAAGUUACCCCAUAUAAACACCAUCAGAAAGGCUGACUGAGGUAAGCAAACCGCAAAUAAGUUUGCUGGUUUACUCACAAGUUCAUUUUCACUUAAACAGCAUUUCAGGUUUACAAGUGAAAGAGUUGAUUGAAUGGUAAACAGUUAGGGUAGGUCAGCUUUCUAGUGCCAUGUGGAUUUGACUUCCCCUGUAUUCAGCACUGGUGAGGCCACACCUGGAGUCUGUGUCCAGUUCUGGUCUCCCCAGUGCUUUAGAGGCACAGACAUACUGGCGAGAGCCUAGCAAAGGCCCACUCAGAUAGCAGAGGAACUAAAGCAUCUCUCCUAUGAGGAAAGGUUUGGAGAGCUGGGACUGUUCAGCCUAUGGAAGAGAAGGCUUGAGGAUCUUAUCUAUGUUUAUAAAUAUCCGAGUGUAAAGAAGAUGGAGCCAAGCUGUUUUCAGUGAUGGGACAAGAGGCAAUGGCACAAAUGGAAGCUCAGGAGGUUCCCUUUGAACAUCAGAAAACACUUUUUCACUGUGAGGUGAUGGAGCACUGGCAGAGGUUGCCCAGGGAGGCUGUGGAGUCUCCCACCUCCACAGUAUUCAAAAGACAGGGCUCCAGGCAGCUGUAGGUGGCCCUGCUUGAGCAGAAACAGGGCAGAACAGAUGAGCUCUGGUGGUCCCUUCCCACUUCAACCGUUCUCUGAUUUGGUACUAAACUGAGGUUGUUCAACUAUUUUAAUACAGUCAAAGCAACAGUGCUCUUCUGGGACCAUGGAUCACAGUGAAGUUAUUCAUUCUCACAGUAAAUUCCUCUGUGACCAACAGUGACUCUCAGUGAGCACUACAGAUAACGCUGUGGGGCGAAGGGGGCACCGUUAGUAAACAGAACCACUCGGGUGGAAGAAAGUUGCUUUUGCUUCCACACUAGGCAGCAAAACCAAUGAAAGGAACAUGGAAAUAAGGGGUGAGCUGGGGAGGAGCCACGGAAAGCUACAGUAACAGAGUCUGGAAAAAACUGCCAGAGGGCAGGGAAUUUAAGCCUUCUUAAGAUUAUUCAAGAGGUAGCCAAGGUGAAACGUGAUCAUAGUCUCUACCUACAUGAAAAGGCUCCCAUUGCGCAUAGAAAUCAUUAUGAAACGAUGCAACUAUGGGAAUUAAAUCUAGGCAUGUUUGAACUGGAAAAGGCAAAGUCUCAGCACAGAAGGACUCAUGGGGGGCAAAGGGGUGGUACAUUCUCCAUUAUUUCUUUAAAAACAAGCAUCUAAAGAUGCAUGCUGUAGCUUUGUGCUUUCCACACAACAGUCCACCAAACACUGGUGUGCCACACACAUCUGUUUUGUAGCCUGAAGAUCCCUGCUGCUUUCAUAGCUUUUCCACUUAAGGCCUGCAGUACAGGUACGUGGUGGUCUAAAUACAUCGAAAGCUUCUGCCUUCUCUUUGGUUGCUGUUUCUCUGCAUUAAGGCAGAAAUAAUAACCACAAGACUCCUCCUUGAGAUAAGAAGAGUAAAGUUAAAAGCAGCAGCAAACCCUUUUGGCCAGACUACUUAGAAACCUGAUUUCAUCCUCUUUUUUUUUCCAUUGCAAAAAGCUUUUCAUUGAAGUCUCUGAAAGCCCUAGUUAACACUUAUAAUAGUUGCCUUCAAAGUGCACAAUGCUAUGUGUUUUUCAUGAUAACCGUCAGUUUUGGGGAGGCUUGCUACAAAAACCAUUCCAUCUUCUCAAUACUACAAUUUCCUCCACACACCACUGUAGCAUCUCGUUUCCUCACCUUACAGAAGCUGGUUUAACAUCUUAUUCAUCACACGGAACUGACAUCCAGAAGCCAUGCUUGCCUCUCUCGCUUUGGGAACAGAUACUAGAAAGGGUCUAUUCAGUUCCACGGUACCUUGUUUGUAUCCUCCUUUGCUCUCCGAACAGAUCUCUCAUUUUUACUUCUGUUGAUUUUCACCCUCAAACCGACAGUUUGCUUCUCACAAUAUUUGCUGUUGCUCUAUCUUGUCUGCUUUGCUGGGCCAGCAGAGAUGCAGCUCCACUCUGCAAACUGCAGCUCAAGCUUCUCCUGCGGCACCACUGGCAUUAGCCCAAGGGGUUUAAGAAAGAGAGCACAUAAAAGCAAAAGUAUCUGAACACAGGAUUAUGCGUUACAAUCCAUCUGUGAGACAGCCUUUACCUUGCCCUUGUCACAAGUCUCCAGAUCACUGUGUGAGACCAGAGAAGCCACAUCCUAAUGAUGCUACAGACGAGCAAAAAGUCUCAAACACCAAAGGAAAAGCUAUUGGUUUAUAUAUAGAUAUAUAUAUAUAGAUAUAUACUGUGUUUACAGAGUCAACAAGUUAAAUGCAAUAUUCAUAAGAGCAUUAACAAUAAAAAUACAAUCUGUGUGUAGCCAAGUACAGACUUAAAAUGGUAAAACAGGAAAAAGGAUCUCACCAAAAGUACAAAUAUACAGUACAAAUUGAUUUAUUUAAAACAGUUACAAAAAAAGCACAACAAAAUAGAGAUUAUCCUUAGAAUUAUUAAUGCUUUGUUAAAGAUCAGGUAGAGGGAAAGGGGCAGGAACAAGGUUGGAGGGGAGCACCUGACUAGUUCUAAGGCUUUAGAUACAAUGCGAUCGGUUACAUGUUAAUACA